Cyphellophora attinorum is the source of this 1134-nucleotide messenger RNA. RefSeq lists its product as uncharacterized. The coding region runs from base 1 to 1134 and encodes 377 amino acids. NCBI's taxonomy places the organism in Eukaryota, Fungi, Ascomycota, Eurotiomycetes, Chaetothyriales, Cyphellophoraceae. The record is from RefSeq and is a predicted model, not a curated record. The transcript is spliced from 3 exons.
AUGGCUCACAACCUACGGCACACGGCCUCACCCGAGCCAGUCCAGCGCACAGUCAUCUCGCAUCGCGAAGUGACCGAGUACGACUCAGACGAUGAUGAUAUCCCUACAACGAACGGCACAUCAGGCAUUCCUCCAGUCAUUUCACCACCAGUGAUUGCAUCCAAGACAGCUCUAAUGGAGGCCGCUGUGGACGAGGAAGACGACGAAGAGGAUGCCGGCGCUGCAGCUCUUGCCGCAGCCGCCACGGCCGCUAUCGCUGAUGUCACCGAGGAUCUGAUCGAGGGCGCGGUUGAUAUCGAUGUCGACAUCAACGUCGCAACCAUUCCCGAAACACAACAAACCUCAGUCACCAAAGGCAGACGUAGUAAAUCUGCAUCAGCUCAGCCAGCGCCUACAAAAGCUGCACCCAAGCCAGCGCCUACAAAAGCUGCACCCAAGCCAGCCAAGAGCAAGCCCGCACCCAGAUCCACCUCAAAGAAACCUGCUACGCCCGCAGCUGAUCAAGUCGAGUUCGCCGGCGAGAUUGGCCCAGACACACGACACGAAGUAGGCAACGAGACCGAAUGGGAGAUCGACCGCAUUGCUGGAGCAGAGAAUGAUGGCAAGACACUACUCGUCAAGUGGAAAGGAUGGGACGGCUAUUGGGAGGAAGAUCGCGACGACCUCGCCGCAAGCGUUCCCGACAUGGUAGCUGCGUUCGAAGCGAAGAACAAGAAAGCCAAGGGCGGUCGAGCUGGCAAGAAAGCUGCGCCUGCGAAGAAGGCUGCCUCGGGAUCUGGCGUACAGAAGAAGAGGGGACCAGUUGCAGGCACUAAGGCGAAGAAGGGACCUUUGGCUGCAAAGACGAAGGGAGUCAAGGUCGCGAAGAGAACGAGUGCUCCUGCUGCUGCGAAGAAGAGUCCAAUCAAGAAAGCCGCGCCGAAGAAGCGAGGUCCUGCUCCUAAGACGAAGGCAGCCACACCAGAGCCAGCUCCUGCUGCUAGUCCGAAGAAGAGCGCUGCUAAGAGUCCCGCAAAGAGUCCCGCAAAGAAGAGCCCAGCCAAGAAGCCCGCGCCAAUGAUCAAGAAGAGGGGUCCUGCUUCGAAGGCUGCGCCCGCUCCGAAGGGAAGGAAGGCCAAGCCAGGACUGACUUAG